GCCAUUCGCUGCUGGCAAGUUGGCUAGUUAGCUAGCUACAUAGAAUGCUUUCGAGAAAGAAAAUAAUUAUGUGAAAUCAAUUAAUUAAUUUAGACUUUACCACAGAGAAACAAAAAGGAGUACUGGGGCUGAGGGCUCUAUUAGUUGUCAACAACAGCGCAAGAAAAAACAUUUGUAAAAAUUCUUUUGAGGUCCGCUAUUAAGCUGGGCUAAGAGUACACCAGCAUAUCAUCUUCGGCAACGAUGUUUAUUUACCUUAGUAAGAAGAUUGCAAUUCCUAACAGCAUUCGACUGAAAUGUGUGUCCUGGAACAAAAAUCAAGGUUUCAUUGCCUGUGGAGGAGACGAGGGUCUCUUGAAGGUCCUGAAGCUAGAAACUCAAACAGGGUUAAAAGCGUUAGGUUACAUGGGACUUUCUACUACAGAUGAUGCCAAACUGAAAGGGCUUGCAGCUCCAAGUAACCUGUCCAUGAACCAGACACUAGAAGGGCACAGUGGUGCAGUGCAGGUGGUGACAUGGAACGAGCAGUACCAGAAACUGACCACCAGUGACCAGAAUGGCCUCAUCAUCGUCUGGAUGCUGUACAAAGGCUCCUGGUACGAGGAGAUGAUUAAUAACAGGAAUAAGUCAGUGGUGAGGAGUAUGAGCUGGAAUGCAGAUGGUGAGAAGAUCUGUAUUGUGUAUGAAGACGGCGCCGUUAUUGUGGGAUCAGUGGAUGGUAACAGGAUCUGGGGGAAGGAGCUAAAGGGAAUCCAGCUGGCUCAUGUGGCCUGGUCUCCCGACAGCAAGAUCCUGCUGUUUGGAAUGGCGAACGGAGAGAUCCACAUCUACGACAACCAGGGCAACUUCAUCAUGAAGAUGACCCUGCACUGUCUGAUGAAUGUGACCGGGCUCCUCAGCAUCGCCGGGAUCCACUGGUACGCGGGCACCGAGGGCUACGUCGAGCCCGACUGUCCCUGCCUUGCUAUCUGCUAUGACAACGGCCGCUGUCAGGUCAUGCGCUAUGAGAACGACGACAAUCCAGUGAUAAUCGACACGGGCAUGAAUGUUGCCAGUGUCCAGUGGAACCACUGUGGCAGCGUCCUUGCUGUUGCAGGCUCUCUCCGGAACAUGGGAAGCGAUAAAGAUGUGAACGUCUUAAAUUUCUACACACCAUUUGGAGAGCACCUUCGCACCCUGAAGGUUCCCGGCAAGCAGAUGACUGCCGUGUCGUGGGAGGGCGGAGGUUUGAGGAUCGCCCUGGCUGUGGACUCCUUCAUUUACUUUGCCAACAUCAGACCUGACUACAAGUGGGGCUAUUGUUCCAACACCGUGGUGUACGCGUACACCAGGCCGGACAGGAUGGAGUACAGCGUGGUCUUCUGGGACACUAAGAACAAUGAGAAGUUUGUGAAAUAUGUGAAGAGCCUGCUGUCGGUCACCACCUGCGGCGAUUUCUGCAUACUGGCCACCAAGGCGGACCACUCCCACCCCCAGGAGGACACGGACCCUGAUGCUGUAGUGGCAACGUAUGUGCUGGUGCUGUGUAACUCCAUUGGGACUCCCCUGGACUCCAAAUACAUCGACAUCGACCCUCUGUUUGUAACUAUGACGAAGACUCACGUGAUCGCCGCGUCCAGGGAGGCCCUCUACACCUGGCAGUACCGCGUGGCCAAGAAGCUCACUGCUCUGGAGAUCAACCAGGUUGCCAAGACCAGGAAGGAGGGUCGUGAAAGGGUUUACCACAUAGAUGACAGCCCAACUGGCACUACGGAUGGCACCCUGGACUUUGCCAAAGCCUUCACUGCUACAAGAGAUCCCAUCUGUUGUAUCACAGCAUCAGACAAAAUUCUCCUAGUGGGUCGAGAGUCUGGGACCCUGCACAGAUACAGUUUACCCAAUGUCAGCCUUCUGCAGAAGUAUUCUCUGAGCUCCCGUGCUUACCAGCUCUCUCUCAACUGCAACUCCAGUCGCCUGGCCAUCAUCGAUAUGAUGGGAGUGCUGACGUUCUUUGACAUGGAGGCACGGGGCUCCCCAGGUGAUGCGGAGGGAGCUUCUUUAGCUGGAGACCCCUCCAAAUUUGAGCGCAAAGAUGUCUGGGACAUGCAGUGGGCCAACGACAACCCUGACUUGUUCGCCAUGAUGGAGAAGACUAGGAUGUAUGUCUUCCGAAAUCUGGACCCAGAGGAACCAAUUCAGACAUCCGGUUUCAUCUGCAACUUUGAAGACCUGGAAAUUAAGUCCGUUCUUUUGGACGAAAUUAUGAAGGAGCCGGAGAGGCCAAACAAAGACUUCCUGAUGAACUUUGAGAUCCGCUCGCUGAGGGACAGCAGGACACUGAUCGAGAAAGUGGGCAUAGGGGAUGCCUCACAGUUCAUAGAGGACAACCCCCACCCCCGCCUCUGGCGUUUGCUGGCCGAGGCCGCCCUGCAGACCCUGGAGCUGAAGACAGCCGAGCAGGCCUUUGUGCGCUGCCGGGACUACCAGGGCAUUGAGUUCGUCAAGCGUCUGGGCAAGCUGCAGAGCGAGGCCAUGAAGCAGGCCGAGGUGGCCGCCUACUUUGGCCGCUUCGAGGAGGCUGAGAAGAUGUACCUGGACAUGGACCGCAGGGACCUGGCCAUCAGUCUGAGGAUAAAACUGGGCGACUGGUUCCGGGUUCUGCAGCUGCUGCGUACAGGAUCGGGUGACAGCGAUGACGCCCUACAGGAGCAGGCCUACAACGCCAUUGGCGACUACUUCGCCGACAGGCAGAAAUGGCUGAACGCGGUGCAGUACUACCUACAGGGCCGCAACCAGGAGAGACUGGCCGAGUGCUACUACAUGCUGGAGGAUUAUGAGGGUCUGGAGAGACUCGCUAACUCUCUGCCCGAGAACCACAAGCUGCUACCAGACAUCGGGCAGAUGUUUGUGACGGUGGGGAUGUGUGAGCAGGCAGUGAGCGCGUAUCUGCGGUGCAGCCAGCCCAAAGCGGCAGUUGAGACCUGCGUGCACCUGAACCAGUGGAAUAAAGCUGUGGAACUGGCUAAGAACCACAAUAUGAAGGAGAUUGGUCCUCUGCUGUCAAAGUACGCCACUCACCUGCUGGAGAAGAACAAAACUCUGGAGGCUGUGGAGCUGUACCGCAAAGCACAUCAUUUCCUGGAGGCGGCCAAGCUUAUGUUCAAGAUCGCUGAUGAAGAGGCAAAGAAGAGGACGAGGCCGCUGCGGGUGAAGAAGCUGUACGUGCUCGCCGCCCUGCUGGUGGAGAACUACCACGAGCAGGUCAAAAGCUCCCAGCACAGCAAAGCCAAGGGCAAGAAGUCAGAGGCCACGUCAGCUCUGGCCGGCUUGCUGGAGGAGGACGCGGCUGCGUCAGAUGGCUGUACAGUGGACAAAGCAUGGCGGGGCGCGGAGGCCUAUCACUUCUUAUUGCUGGCCCAGAGGCAGCUGUACGACGGCACGCCCGAGGCCGGCAUGAGCACAGCUCUUCACCUGCGGGACUACGAGGACAUCAUCCCCCCUGUAGAGAUCUACUCCCUGCUGGCGGUCUGCGCGUCGGCGAGCCGUGCCUUCGGAACCUGCUCCCGGGCCUUCAUCAAGCUGGAGUCGUUGGAGAGUCUGUCCGCGGAGCAGAGGCAGCUCUACGAGGACCUGGCCCUGGAGAUCUUCACCAAGCACAGUCCCAAAGACAGCCGCCUUCUAGACAGUCCGGACGACAGUUCGGAGGGCAAGCCGCCCACCUGUAUAGUCACCGGCAGACGCAUCUCUGACUACCAGUUCUGGAUGUGCAGCGUGUGCAAGCACUGCGCCCGCGAGCAGGACAUCACAAGCCACAGCUUCUGCCCUCUGUGCCAUGCCCCACUGGCCUGACUCCGCCCAUCCCUGCGGCCUCCUCUGCCCCACGUCCCUGCCCUCUGCCUCCCUGUACGGUGCCCUGCCUCCUCUCCCUGUCUCUCCUUGUUCUUCGUUCAAGAAGAAUCCCAGGACAUGCUCCACUCACUUUAUAUCGUUACUCCGCAAUUAACCGACAUGAAGACACUGUUGGGUUUGCAACCAUAAGGAAAUCAGCCAUGGUUUAAAAGGCUUAGCAAUGCUAAUGGUUUAAUAACUUAGAAUGAAACAGAUUUGGAAACCAACUUUUCACUGAUGUGUGUAGAAAACUAUAUGGGUAGGAAGCCCCUCCAGGAACUAGGGAUUAGUCCGCUGCUGUGUAGCAGCAGUGAGAACAAAAUGUUACACUCUAAAUUACUCUACGCGUCAGCCUACAGUAACGGCACAGGAAGUAUCUGACUGUUUUGAUUUUUUUAACUGGUCCGUCACCCAUCGAGCGAUCUAAUCCAAGGCACUAGCCUUGAAUAACAAACAGUCUUCUGUCAGUUUGACUACAGAGCUUUUGGCAUUGUGGUCACUUGCCUAAAUGUUUACUACACUUGAAUGUACCUUAUAUUUUUGCAUUAGCAAAUUAUAUGCAUAUAAUAUUUUUACUUUAUCACCUGUUAUAUGUUUACUUAGACAAUGAAUCUUGAUGUGCAGUGUCUUUAACGUGUCCAUGUGUGUAGAACGAAAGAGCAGCUAUACACACAUACAAACACACACACACACACACACACAUUAUAUAUAUAUAUAUAUAUAUUG
This is a messenger RNA of Electrophorus electricus (electric eel), 4593 nucleotides long. RefSeq names its product WD repeat domain 35 (gene wdr35). Gene Ontology annotation, cellular component: non-motile cilium; intraciliary transport particle A. Gene Ontology annotation, biological process: protein localization to cilium; intraciliary retrograde transport; non-motile cilium assembly. Gene Ontology annotation, molecular function: protein binding. The record is from RefSeq and is a predicted model, not a curated record. NCBI's taxonomy places the organism in Eukaryota, Metazoa, Chordata, Actinopteri, Gymnotiformes, Gymnotidae.